Messenger RNA from Diachasma alloeum, 1599 nucleotides. RefSeq lists its product as uncharacterized. The transcript is spliced from 4 exons. Lineage: Eukaryota; Metazoa; Arthropoda; Insecta; Hymenoptera; Braconidae. The record is from RefSeq and is a predicted model, not a curated record. The annotation marks the transcript as partial.
AUGGAAAAUGACACAUGGGCGCAAACCCUGUUUACAAUCACUCCAGAGGAGGAUGGCUACCUCCGGGAAAUCACAGAGACAACAGUCAUAUCAGCACCGGAAGAGACGCCACUCAUUUUGGAUACCGACAACAUCGCGCACAGAGAAACCCUGGUGAAAAUAACCCGCGACUUCAUAGACCCUCGUGAGCUGGAGAAGACGGAAUUUCAGGAGUCGGAAUGUCAAACUUACAUGAAAGGAAUUCCGAAGGUUGAGUACGUGAUUUCUCAUCAAGAUGAAGCUACUCAAACGCUUUAUAUUGGGAGAAACUGCCCACCUCCUCCUGGACAGACAGCUAGGACUAUCGUCAACGUCCUCAACAAGAAGACGCUCCCGAAACUCAAGAAGAGUCAGCUCGCUCAGACGAUCAUCACAGUCCUAGAAGACCUUCCCCAACAUGAAAUUCUGAAAGGUCUCCUAGCAGACAUCACCGACGAAGAGCAGAGGGACCCUCAGCUGAUGGUCAGUGCCACCGAGGAUGAAUCCCCGAAGAUCGAGGGUUUAGAUCUCAUAAACUUCAUCAUCGACCGGACCAUCUGGAUCGCAGACACCGAUCCCGAAGUGAUGGUCGAGACACAAGACGUGGAAGUGCAAACGACCAUAAAAUACAACAACCGCAUAAAGGGAUUCAUGAUUGAUUUCGAAGGGCAGACGAGUAUGACCUUGGAGCCGAGUAAAUCCAACUCGAAGCUCCUUGAUGAUUACCUCGAGGUCAAACGAUUCGUUGAGGACCUGCUCGAAAGGUCGAUCGAUGCUGGAGUUCACAACAGAAUCUUCAUUGAUGAUCUUCUGGAUGAGAUUAUCGACAGGUGCAGUGAGUUUGUUCAUCUGCCGUUGAGGGAUGAAGCUGUUCAGACUCUGGCGUCUGGUCGACCGUUUGAAGCUAAGGACGAUGAGGUCUUGAAGACGCUGAGGAGAUCGGUUAUUUCUGAUCCUGUGCAGGCUGCUGCCAUGAUUCUGCCGAUAGUCGGUGGUAUGUUGGAUAGAGUUGCGGAAAAUGUUGCGGCGGAUGCUAGGGACUCCGCGAAGUUCGUUGUUGAUAGAGUUGUUCAGAAGAGUUGUGUUAUUGGGAAGAAGUUAGAUGAUAUUCAGAAUGUCUCUCAGGGUCCCCCAAUCGAUCAAAUAUUCGCCCUGAGAAAGCGAAAAUUAUUGAGGUCGAUGCCGAAGAAAAAAGAGAUGGAGGACGCGUGGACCCAGACGGGUCUAGCAGGUGUCCCCCAACUCCGUAAAUUCCAGGAGAAUAAGGAAGUCGUGUGUUGCGUCUGUCCGACCCAGUCCAAGUGCCAGUGGUGCUUGGUCGGGGAGGAGGAGCCCCCGAAGAAGGACACCAAGUUGCUCCGAACGCAGGAUAUCCUGUUAGCGUACAAACCGUGUUACGUGGUUAUGGAUCCUGCUGAAGCCACUCCCGACAUGAAGCGACCGUGUUCUCCCCCGGAAAUCGGCGUUCAAAUUAAUUCGUCUAUUGGGACCGAAACGUCAACCGAAUCCUUGAGUUCGUAUGAGCCAUGCCCUUGUAUGGUCGAUGCAGAGGAAAAACUUGAAGUUGCAGGAAUCGGAUGA